Caenorhabditis angaria is the source of this 2056-nucleotide messenger RNA. The record is from the annotation of a GenBank genome assembly. Lineage: Eukaryota; Metazoa; Nematoda; Chromadorea; Rhabditida; Rhabditidae.
CUGAAAUUAUCUGAAAAACAAUGUCGCGAAAUAUGUGAGAAAAUUAAGAAUCCGAAUCGAGCUGAAAAUGCUGAAAAUAUUGGAGCAACUCUGCGAGUUUUGAGAAAUUCGGGAUUUAUUGAAAGAAGGUUGGGGAAAAGGGAAAAUCUGAAAUUUUCAGCAAAAAAUCCUAUUUUUUUUCCAGAAAACUCUCGAUUUUGCUGCAAUCUCAUCUGGAAUUUCUCUUCCCAAUUUUUCGGAAAAAUUUCGAAAUUCCCGAAAUUUUUCUAAUCGAGUUAGCCGAAUUUGAUCCAGCAAAUCCGAUUUUGGGUGAGUUUUUGUUUUCCGCGGACUUUCCGCAUAUGCGGAAGCUUGCGGAACAAUGCAUUUUUCCAGAAAUCUGCUCAAAUCAAGAACCUUCAACUUCCCUAAUUCCCCAAUGUUUUUCCGCGGAAUUCCGCGCGGAAACAGGAAUUUUGAGAUUCUCCGAGUUUCUGAGCUCCUGGAAUUUGUAUAGAGAUGAAGAUGCGCAGAAAUAUUACACGGUAUUUGAGAAAUAUUGUAGAGAUUUGAGAGACGCAGAGAUUUUCGAGGACAAGAAAAAAUGGAUUGGAAUUCUGGCGGUGAGUUUUUGUAUAAGCUCCGCGUGGCCGCUGAAGCGGAAGCUUGCGGUAGUAAGUGUAGAUCGCAAGCUUCCGCGUAUCGACCACGCGGAAGCUUGCGGUAUAAAAAAAUCCACGUGAAACCCGCCGAAUCUGAAAUUUUCCCUAAAAAUUGAUUGAAAAAUCAAGAUUUUAUGGAAAAUUUUCAGAUUCCGCACAGGGGAACCUAUCGCCAAUUUUUUUUCGAGCGUAGUGAGUGUAAACCGCAAGCUUCCGCGUCAGCGGCACUAUCUUCCGCUUCAGCGGCCACGUCAUAGCCACCCACGUGGCCGCUAACGCGGAAGCUUGCGGUUUACACUCGCUUCGCUCGAAAAAUCGAUUUUCUCAUGCCGAAUCUGAAAAUUUCAGCAAAAACCCAGAUUUUCUGGAUUUUUUCUGAAAUUUCCAGAUUCCGCACAGGGGAACCUAUCGCCAAUUUUUUUUUUUCGAGCGUAGCGAGUGUAAACCGCAAGCUUCCGCGUUAGCGGCACUAUCUUCCGCUUCAGCGGCCACGUCAUAGCCAUCCGCGUGGCCGCUGACGCGGAAGCUUGCGAUCUACACUCGCUCCGCUCGAAAAAUCCAAUUUUUUCCCAGGAUUUCUGGUAUUCUGGAUUUCGUAUGAGCAAUGGUUUGGAUAUUCAGAAGACGCAAAAAAUGAUUGGAUUAUUCAAAAAUACUUGUCAACAAUUUUUCGACAUCGAAAAUCGACCACUUUUUAUCAAGAGGAUUUUGAAGAGAAUUCAGGAGAAGGUGAGCAUUUUGAGCACAAAAAUGGGAUUUUUUCUGGAAUUUAUCGUGAAAUUUGGAGCAUUUUGAGCUCAAAUUUGAAAUAAUUCCAACAAAUUUUGAAAUUUUAAAUGUUUGGGCUCAAAAUUCUUCAUUUUCCCUAAUUUUAAGCAAAAAAACCAUUUAAAAUUCAAAUUUUUGGAGCAUUUUGAGCCCAAAAUCGAUAUUUUCCUUAAAAAUCCCACAUUUCCCAUUUUUCUCAGAAAACCACUCAAAUUGGCUACGAACCUCAAAUAGUUGCUGUUCUAAUCGACGAAUUUCGCAAAAAUAUUCGAGAAAAAGAAUUUGAAAAUGAAUUGGGCGAAUUUUGGCAUCAAAUCAAUUCGAUAAAAUAUGACAAUAUCUACAAUGCCACGUCAUUUUAUUCAGCACUUUUUAUUUUGGCAAAAAGCCAAGCGAUUUUUAAGUGAGUUUUUAAUUCUUUUAAAUCUCCUGACAAUAAAUUUAAUUUUAGGAUAAAUAAAUCGCUUUGCUCAACAGUUCUCAAUCAAAUAAUCGAACCAAUUCAUCAACAAAUUGUCGAUUUUAAAAAUUUGAAAAAAACGGAAAAAGAAAAAGAUGAAGCUGAUAAUUUGGGAGAAGAAAUGUUUGAAUAUUUGAUUUUUACAUUGAAAGAUGCUCAAAAUUAUAUUCGAUUGUUUAUUGAAUGA